CUUCUCCAGUUUCCUGCGGGCUGCAUCUUGUUGAGUGUCUAAGUUGGCAGGGAAAAAAAGGGCUGGGAUUUCGAGCAAGAUCAAUCACUUUCUCUGGAGCUGUUAUUCUGAAGUCCAUCAGAAACCCCUGGCUCUCACUGUAGAGGGAAGCGCCUGGAGGAACAUUCACCUCACACUACCAGAAAAGGCAGAAAUGAUACCUGUGAGACAGAAGUUUAUUGACAUUCUGGAAAAGGCCAUGAAAGAAGGUGAGCAGAUGACACCAGAGGAGAUGCUGUUUACUUAUGAAGGAGUUGUAUACCCAACAACGCUUUGCAACCCGGAGCAGUUCAAAGCUAUGGAGACAUUCCAAGCCAGGAGUGAUGAUGUGGUUCUAGCAGGAUACUGCAAAUCUGGAACCAACUGGGUUGGCCAGAUUGUUACUGAUUUAGUAAUAACAUCUGCGAAGAAACACGAACCACACAAGUUGAAUGAAAAACUUCUACUAGCAGAAAUUCCCUAUCUUGAAGUAGGAGAUACUGAAAAGUAUAAGAGGAUGCAUACUUAUCCUUCCAGGAGAGUGAUAUUUACUCAUCUCCGUCCUGAAAAAUUUCCACCAUCUAUUUUCAAGAACAAAGCCAAAGUACUGAUGCUGAUUCGAAAUCCAAAAGAUGUUGCUGCAUCUUUUUUCCAUUUUUCAAACAACUUCAGUCCUUAUCCUCCCUAUGAUACAUUUGAAGAGUUCUUCCGAGCUUUAAUGAUAGGAAAAAUGCCCUGGGGAUCCUAUAUAGAGUACCUUUGUGUAUGGAACAAGUAUGCUGAUAAAGAAAAUGUCCUGCCAAUAACAUAUGAAGAGAUAAAAGAGAACCCAGCUUUAGGAGCCAAAAAGAUUUCAACAUUUCUUGGACUGAACUUAAAUGAGGAAGACUUCCGGGGUGUUGCAGAAAGGAGCUCGUUCAAGACAAUGAAAGAACAUUCUAAAACAACCCAUGGAGAAUUUGGUGAUGUCCUUUUCCGGAAAGGUGGAAUAAGUGAUUGGAAAACACUUUUUAGUGAAGCAAACAACCAGGAGAUGGACACAAUAUUUAAAGAGCGCUUAGAAGGGACCAAAGUGGGAGAACUGAUAAAGUAUGAUUGCUACUGCAAGAAUAUCACAAUCAUGGCUCAAAAACAGAUUAGUGAGGUUCUUGAUGAGAAGAUGGAAAAAAAUGAAAAGACUGCUCUUUCAGAUCGGACAUUUGUGUACGAUGGAGUGUUGUAUCCUGCUAUGAUCUGCUGCCUGGAAAACCUGAAAAUGGUUCAUACUUUCAGAGCUCGGAGAGAUGAUGUCAUAUUAGUGGGAUACCCCAAAACAGGUACAACCUGGGUUGGGCAGAUUUUAAUGCAGCUGGAAGCUGCCUCUGGAAAGUAUGAUGAAGAUGAACAGAAGUGGAGGCAGCAAAAACUGUACGAUAUAUCAAUGCAUCAUCUUCUUCAAUUUGGAGAUCCAGAGAAAUUUGAGAAGAUGGAAGAACUGCCUCCCAGAAGACUUAUAAAAACCCACCUCAUUCCUCGAAUGUUGCCCAAGUCAUUUUUUGAAAAAAAGGCAAAAAUACUGGUUUUGUUUCGGAAUCCAAAAGACACAGCUGUAUCUUUCUUCCAUUUUGCCAAAGGCAUGAAACUGAUUUCUGACCAGAAAACCUGGGAUGAGUUCUUUGAAGAUUUUAUCACUGGAAAAGUGGCCUACGGAUCUUAUUUUGAUCAUGUUAUUGAGUGGAACAAGUAUCUGGAUGACAGCAAUAUAUUUUUUAUUACCUAUGAGGAACUAAAAGAGAAUGCAGCCUUUGGACUGAAAAAGAUAGCUGAAUUCUUUGACUUUUCUGUGACUGAAGAAGAGAUUGAAAGCAUUGCACAGACAACAACUUUUGAAAGCAUGAAAGAUAAUGUCAGAGGAACUUAUGGAAAAAUGGGCCAGAUACUUUUCCGCAAAGGCAUAGUAGGUGACUGGAUGUCUGUCUUCUCAGAAAGCCAGAAUGAAAAAAUGGACAGAAAAUUUGAGGAGAGUGUAGCAAAAACUAAGCUUGGAAUGAUGUUGAAAUAUGAGCAGUACUGCAAAAACUGAAGAGGUCAUCAGUGCUACAAAUCUCUCAUGUUCUGAUUCUCUGCAUGAGGGUAAACAUAUUUAAGUUAGUUUGUUCAGGAGGAAUUCUUCUGGUAAUGCCUUCCUCAAUCUCCAGAUGUGCCAGAUGUCAGUUCCCAUAAUCCCAACAUAGCUAUUCGCUAGGUCAGAGAUUAUAAGAGCUGAAGUCCAACACAUCUGAAAAAAGCUGCUUUCGGUACACCAUUCACUCUUUCCUCCUCUUUUUGAUAUUUACACUGUUGAUGCUAUAUACUUAUUUUUAAGUGGAAGAACUCUACCAGAAUUAAUUAAAACCUGUACUUAUCUAUAAAAUAAAGCAACUUACUCUCUU
Candoia aspera is the source of this 2429-nucleotide messenger RNA. RefSeq lists its product as uncharacterized. Gene Ontology annotation, biological process: sulfation. The coding region runs from base 194 to 2080 and encodes 628 amino acids. Gene Ontology annotation, cellular component: cytoplasm. Gene Ontology annotation, molecular function: sulfotransferase activity. The transcript has 15 exons. Lineage: Eukaryota; Metazoa; Chordata; Lepidosauria; Squamata; Candoiidae. The record is from RefSeq and is a predicted model, not a curated record.